Messenger RNA from Leishmania mexicana MHOM/GT/2001/U1103, 735 nucleotides. Its product is annotated as putative dephospho-CoA kinase. The coding region runs from base 1 to 735 and encodes 244 amino acids. The transcript has a single exon. Gene Ontology annotation, biological process: coenzyme A biosynthetic process. The record is from RefSeq and is a predicted model, not a curated record. Gene Ontology annotation, molecular function: ATP binding; dephospho-CoA kinase activity. Lineage: Eukaryota; Euglenozoa; Kinetoplastea; Trypanosomatida; Trypanosomatidae.
AUGAUUCUUAUCGGUCUCACGGGGGGAAUUGCCUGCGGGAAGUCAUCUGUAUCGCGAAUACUGCGAGACGAGUUUCACAUCGAAGUCAUCGAUGCCGACCUUGUCGUGCGUGAGCUGCAGACCCCGAAUUCUGCGUGCACCCGACGAAUUGCAGCGCGGUGGCCCCUCUGCGUGCAUCCAGAGACUGGGGAGCUGAACCGCGCGGAAUUGGGCAAGGUCGUCUUCAGCGAUGCACGAGCUCGAAGGGAGCUAGGAAAGGUAAUGAACCCCGCAAUCUUCAAGGCCAUUCUGAAGCGCAUUGCCGCCGCCUGGUGGCGUGAUCUUUGGCGCAGUGGCGCUGUCUCGUCGCCAUCCAUCGUGGUGUUGGACGCCCCUACGUUGUUUGAAACCAAAACGUUCACGUACUUUAUCAGCGCCUCUGUCGUGGUGAGUUGCUCAGAGCAGCGUCAGAUCGAGCGACUGCGUAGUCGAGACGGUUUCUCGCGAGAGGCGGCGCUGCAGCGUAUCGGUAGCCAAAUGCCUCUCGAGGCAAAGUGUCGGCUUGCCGACUACAUUAUUGAGAACGACUGCGCAGACGACUUGGACGCGCUUCGCGGAGGCGUGUGCGCGUGCGUUGCGUGGAUGUCGCGGCAGUCAAACAAGCGGCUCACGUACAUGUUCGGCACCGUGGCUGUUGGUGCGGUUGGAGUGGCGGCCGCCGUGGGCUACGCUUGUUACCGACUUCUGCUAGCGUGA